Messenger RNA from Vigna umbellata (rice bean), 1321 nucleotides. Its product is annotated as vesicle-associated protein 1-2-like. Gene Ontology annotation, cellular component: endoplasmic reticulum membrane; plasma membrane. Lineage: Eukaryota; Viridiplantae; Streptophyta; Magnoliopsida; Fabales; Fabaceae. Gene Ontology annotation, biological process: endoplasmic reticulum membrane organization. The record is from RefSeq and is a predicted model, not a curated record.
UUCUCGACCACAGAGAAAAUAGAAAAGAAAAGGAAGUUGAAUGAGAAUCCCUCCUCUCUGUUGUAAUUGUAAUUGCAAUUGAAUUCCCAUUUGGGUUUCAAUUCUCUUUCUUUUCCUUUCCUUUUCUUCCAUCUUCUCGAUCUCUCCGAUCCACAUUCUCUACGCACCAGAUCCGUUCAAUCCAUUCAGUCUCCUCAAUCGCAUUCCGAGAUGAGCACCGGCGACCUUCUCAGCAUCGAACCUCUUGAACUGAAGUUCAUAUUUGAGCUCAAGAAGCAGAUCUCGUGUUCUCUUCAAUUGUCAAAUAAGACCGAUAGCUAUGUAGCAUUCAAGGUGAAAACAACCAAUCCAAAGAAAUACUGUGUUCGUCCAAACACUGGAAUUGUCUUGCCACGAUCUACAUGCGAUGUUAUCGUUACCAUGCAAGCGCAAAAGGAAGCUCCGACUGACAUGCAAUGCAAGGAUAAGUUUCUUCUUCAAAGCGUAAGAGUAGAGGAUGGAAUCGCCGCAAAGGAUAUCACUGCAGAAAUGUUCAACAAGGAAGCGGGGCAUGUGGUUGAGGAGUGCAAAUUGAGAGUGUUGUAUGUCUCUCCGCCUCAACCUCCGUCUCCAGUCCCGGAAGGUUCCGAGGAAGGAUCAUCACCUAGAGGUUCUGUUUCCGACAAUGGAAAUAUCAGUGGUGCUGACUCCGCUGCAGUAACAAGAGCAUUUGCUGAACGACAUGAUGGUCCAGAAAAGUCUGUAGAGGCAAAAGCUCUUAUCUCAAGGCUGACUGAAGAAAAGAAUAAUGCUAUCCAACAAAAUAACAAGCUUCGUCAGGAACUGGACAUGCUGAGACGGGAAAGCAACAAAAGUCGUGGCGGUGUCUCGAUGGUCAUUGUCAUAUUAAUUGGCUUACUUGGCAUAAUUAUGGGGUAUCUCAUGAAGAAGACCUAAGUCUUUCUGAGAUUCAAUCCUUCACCAUAUGUUUGAUCUUAGUUUUCCUGUUGUUCCUGGCUAUUCAAGAAAUGAAGACGAAGGGCAAAACAGAUUAAAUCCAGUAGGUGUUGGUGUUUUUUUGGGGGUCGACAACAAUAUGGACAUAGAAACAUUAGUUGAAAGCGUGGGUCUAUGAUUUCUUUUAAGAGCAGAUUACUGUGAACUGACUCAUGCUUUUGGUAACAUGCAUUCUUUUUAAGUCAAGGGAAAAAUUUGUUGUUUUAUGUGGUUCAUUCAGUGACGGUCUGGAAAUGUCAAACAAUGGCCACUAGUAGCAUGCAUAUUAUGAUUAUCGGAUAUUUUGUUUAUUUUUCAUGAGAAUAAUAUCACUUUGUAGUUGUUA